Messenger RNA from Porites evermanni, 5282 nucleotides. NCBI's taxonomy places the organism in Eukaryota, Metazoa, Cnidaria, Anthozoa, Scleractinia, Poritidae. The record is from the annotation of a GenBank genome assembly.
GUUUUGAUCAACAUAUAUCAAUGGGAUGAGUCACGUUUAUUUCAAAACCUAGACUUUCCUUUCUUACAGCAAGCCAAAUUUUGUGUCACAUUUGCCGAUUUAAAGUCCCAAAGGCUGUUUGGGUUUCCCUGCAAGAUUUAAGCAGUGACUAGUAUAAGAAAGGCAUAAGCGCCGAUCUGUCACAUAAACGGACGUACUGGUGAGGUAUGUAUACGUAGAAACCUUAUUUUAACGCGUUUUAUUUGUAACACAAGCGGUGCUUUGUGGUGAACGGAGAAGUUUACAAUAAGUCACUAAGGAAGUGAACGAGGAAAAUAGUGUAGUUCAUUUUUCGAUUUUUUCAGCUUAGGUACCACCAUUUCAGAAAGGUUCGAAGACCCAAUACUUUAUGCCCUAAGAGUGAUCAGCAUCAAAUUUCUGCUUGUAAUAUCAAUGCUUUGUAAAACAGAGUGGUCAUAAGAAUAACGGACAUGAUCACACAUGAUGAAUUUGCUCGAUAUUUUAUCAACUUCUCUCCACUACUUCUGCACCCGGUAGGAAACGAAUAGGGGCAACAAAUGAGAAUUGAUCUUAGGGUUUAAAGGGUUUUAAAACAGCUUCCUUUCAUGCGAUGAUACUUUUCUAUGUUUAGACCAUGUUUGAUCCCAUUUCAUCAAAGAAUACAGAUUCUCCCGCGGGAAUCCACAUGCUUUAUCAAGUUGGCUAUACUGGAUUUUUUUAGGGCGCAUUUAGCUGUGACGAAGUUAUCGUCAUAACAUUUUCGUUUCUAAUUCGAUGGCUGAGAAAUUUUGCAAAGAAGGACAGAUAUCUUUCGGCAAUAGUACGAAAUAUUCCGAUUUCAUUGAUGGUAAAUAUAUUUUUCUAGAUUAGCGCUUAAAAGGACUCUACUUUUCAAAGAAAAUCGCGCCUAGUAAAAAAUUUUGCUGAUAUUUUUUUACUGAAAUUUCUGGUAUCGGCCAGUUAAUUGAUAUAAUAAAUAUGCCAGACGAAUUUCAGAAAAAUCGUUGGAGCAGAAUCCGUAACUUAAAGUCGCUCAAAAUCGAGCUGUGAAAUUGUUUUGGAAUUUCAAAAAUAAAUUACUAUCAGGUAGAAGGAACCACCAGUUCGAAUUUUCGGGACAAGUAAAUUUAAUGUUUGCUAAUUCUUAAACAAAAGCUGAUUGCCUCAGUCGUGCUAUUCUUUAAAAGGUACUUUUUAGUUUUAGAAGCACUAUAAAUUGCUCCAAACUUUGCUCUGAAGUAGAAUUACUUCCUCGACAUUUUUAAAAUAUUCCUUUGCAGUUUCGGCUCAAACUCCUACUGUGUAAACAUAUUGCAUGUAUUGCAAUGCAUUUUCAACGACUUUUACUGCUUUUCGUUGCUUCCAACCCGGUAAAGAGGUAUUUAGAUUGGACGCAACCUAAUAUCAGAGCUCAGAUAGAACUUUCCAGCACAUUGUUUAUUACUACAAAAUGAGCACGAGUGGCAGUUCUGCGAAGAAUUCGCACGUCACCCAGGGGGGACGAACGACAAUGAUGCCCAUGCCUGUGAACCGAAUUUAAUACUGCCCUUGAAUAAAUUUAUAACUCUGAAAUUUUUGUCACUCCUUCCUUCACUGAAUGGGUAGUUUUUCUUGAUAAUUAUGUUUUGCUCUACAAUACAUGUUUAUACAGAUCUCUUCGCAGACAUGGGCAUCAUUGUCAUUCGUCCCCCCUGGCUGAGGUGCGAAUUCCUGCGGAGCUGCCGCUCGUGCUCAUUUUCAGGUCAUAAACAAAGGUGCUGGACAGUUCUAUCUGAGCUUCGAUACAAGGUAGCUUACAAUCCUAAUACCUUUUUCCUGAAUUGGAAGCAACGUACAGUACUGGAAAGCCGUUGAGGAUGCAUUGCAAUACAUCAAAAUGUAUGCAGCAGUAGUUUGACCGUAAAAUGCCAAGGUAUAUUUUAAAAAUGUCGAGGAACAAGUCAUUCGACGUCAGAGCAAGGUUUGGAACAAUUUAUGGUGCUUCUAAAACUAAAAAGUUAAAAUGUAGAAAAUAUAAAGCACGAUAGGCAAUCGGCUUUUGUUUUCAGAAUUAGCAAACACUGAAUUUACUUGUCCCGAAAAUUCAAACUGGUGGCUCCUUCUACCUGAUAGUAAUUUGUUUUUGAAAUUCCAAAACAAUUUCACAGCUCGAUUUUGAGCGACUCUUAGUUACGGACUUCUGCUCCAACGAUUUCUCUGAAAUAUUUCUCCGGCAUAUUUAUUAUAUCAAUAAAAGCCGAAAACAGAAAUUUCAGUAAAAAAUAUCUGCAAAAUUUACUAGACGCGAUUUUCUUUGAACAGUAGGGUCCUUUUAAGCGCUAAUUUCUCAAGAAAUAUGUAUACACAAUCAAUGAAAUCGGAAUAUUUCGUGUUAUCUAUAUCCGAAUGAUAGCUGUUGUUCUUUGCAAAGUUACGCAGCCAUCGCGUUAAAAACGAAAAAGUUAUGAUGGAAAAUUUGUCACAGCUAAAUGCUCCAGUAUUAAUGACGGAGCCACCUUAAGUUUGAGUAUUUACCACGUCGGCAAUAACAAAGAUAUUAAUUAGGUUAACCCUAUUCAGACCGACAAAAUCGUGAUAACUCCUACACCGAAAGAGCUAUGACCUUCAAUUUUUCUGACUUUACCUAAAAUUUAUCUAGGAACAUUUUGGUAUAAUUACCAUGUCCAUGUGAUUAAUCAUGUUGCCAUGGCAACCAGUUUCUGACACAUAGGUUUUGGAAAAUUUAAAAAAUGGUGAUUUUUUUGUUUUAAGAUCGCGUUUUUACACUUAUAGUGCUUUUUGUUGUUAAAAUGGUCUUUGCUUGGGACUAGUUUUUGAAUUACAUCAAAAUGUUUCAACAUCGAAUAUUUGGGGGGGAGGGGUGGGGUAAAAUUUGUCACUUUUUUGCUUUGACAAAUAUGCUGCUCUAUUUUCCACAUAACACUUCCAAAGUCAUUUGUUUUGGUAAUAAACAUUAGUUUAAUACUUCUUUUAUACAUUCUGAGCUUUUUCCCCUUUGAAAGUUGCUUUAAAUUAUAAUUUUAACAAAAAAACGGAAAUCCAAGAUGGCGGAUCCAAGAUGGCGGAUCCAAGAUGGCGGACCACCAUUUCAAAUUUUAAAUUUUAUUGCUUCCUAUUGCUUUUUCUCGCUGUACAAGUGUUUCCUUGUUACUAGUUCAUAAGAAAGGAUAACAAAGAGAUGACUUUACCAAUAUUAUUGAUAUUCUACGUAUCUAAGUGGAAAAAUAAUAAGAAACAUUGAAAAAUCGGAAUAUGACGUCACUGUGACGUCAUCAUUGGGCGUGGCAAGUCAAAACUGGGUGUGAGGCUUCAUUGUACGGAGAUGAUCAUUGUGUGUAAAUUUCAUGACCCUAGCAUUAUUGGUUCCAGAGAUACAGUGGGGGGGUCCGAGGAGCCCCCCUCCCAGUCACAGAUUGACCAAAAAAGCCCAGUCUGAAUAGGGUUAAGGUGUUUCGAUAUAGUUUUUCGGAGACCAUACCGAUGUUUUUCAAUCGUCUUAGGGCCUGUUUACAUGGAGUGGGGGACCACGGUCUAGUGGGGUUGGUUUCUUUUGUUUUCACGCUCUGGGGGACACAAAACAAAAGAAACUUACCCCACUAGACCGGGGUCCCCCACUCCAUAUAAACAGGGUCUUAAAAGUGAUUUUGUCCUUGUCCGAAAUUUUUCUCGUGACUAUGAAUUGAAGUUUGUCAAAAUGUAGUUUUACUAAAAUCGGUAUCACUAUGACAACAAUAAACAAAAAACUUUUGAAAUCGAUAAAAUCCGAAUUUUUGCGCAUAAGAAAGCAAAACCCUGAAGGAUUCUGGUAGUGGUAGUAAAAUGACGUAAAUCGUGCAAAUGGCCUAUUAGCUAGCCUUGAAUUCCAAUACAAAUCUUUGAAUUUCCCGCCAUCUUUCCCCUGAUUACCCAUGAUGCAACAGUAAGCGUGAACUCCACUAUCAUCGUCAAAGGGUUGGGAAGGCUGCUACUUUUUAACUCUUUUUCUUCCUUUUUUCCCCUGCCGCCCCCUAGCCAGAUGUUAAACAAAACAUAAGCGGUGUGUACGCGUCUGUUGAAUCGUUCUGUUAUAUUCCAAGAUAGGUGGGAAGGGGAGGGGGAGGGGAGUCAGUUAUUUAGCAAAAGGGAAAACCGUCUUCGAUUUUUUGAACAUAAAACGAACUGCUGUUAACUUAUACAACCUUCCUAACAGCUUUUGUCCGGGACUGUAGUUUGAACAGGUCCAUUUUGUCGUUGAAUCGAUAGGCUUAUAAAUAACUAUUAUAUCUUCUGCAAAGCAAUUUGAAAUCGUCACUAAAACUUCGAUCUUCAUUGUGAACAAAACAGCUUUCGGUGACCGGCAAUUACCGGAACUUCCGAGGAAUGAGCUUCGGACCCAAUCCUGGAGGCAGCGACCGAAAUCCAGCCUAAAUCUUCUUUUUCCCUUAACAGGUAAUAAACACCGUUUUCAAAUGGACUUCAACAAUUGGAAUCUCUUCUGGAGUUUCUGCUUUGGGCUAUUGUCCUCUCUAAUCAUCGUUGGGGGAAAUGCUCUAUCCAUAUCAAUACUUUCCAAGAGAAAUCUUCGAAAGCGUUCUCAUUUUUUGUUAAUUAGCUUGGCUAUUGCUGACCUCUUGGUUGGACUGAUUUCAGUGCCAUUUUACAUAGCAGUGAAAAACAUACCAUAUCGCAUUGGAAUUCUUACAUUGUCUUAUCGGUGCGUGGAUAUGAUUACGGGCUUAAGCUCGAUCUUCACCCUGGCGGCUAUUUCCCUGGAAAGACGUCACGCUAUUUCUCACCCUUUUCGCCAUAGACAACUCACCUUACGCCGCUACGCGAUUGCCAUAGUAACGCCAUGGGUCUUCUCACUUAUUGUGACGUCAUUUCAAGUGCUAAAAUUUUUUUUCGUUAUAACCUUAAUGGAGUUCACUUCUGUGAUAAUCAUUAGCUUGUCAACACCUUUAUUGAUAACUUGCGUUUCCUAUUGCAUCAUUUGGACGAAGCAAGCUUCAAGAAUUCCCAAUGAAGCUCAAGCAAGAAAGGAUGUUCACUUAAAUAAGACGCUGCUUUUGAUAACCGCAAUAUUUGUUCUCUCAUGGCUGCCUUUUCAAGUUUUAACAGUUGUAUUUCAGUUCUGCAUCUCGUGUUAUAAUUAUUAUUCAAACAAAAUUGCGAUAAUUGUAAAUGUUGUUAAGCUUCUUCAAUAUAGCAAUUCCUUUAUGAAUUUUCUAGUUUACUGUUUUAGAAUGCCAGAUUACAGAAAAGCGCUUUCACGAACGUUUUCCAAAGGCAGAUGCAGUCGUUAG